AUGGCUGCGUGCGUACCUCAAUCAAGAGAGGAUGGCACAGCAGACCUUCGCAAUUGCCCAAAAUGUAAAAAACGUAUGACUGCACCAAGACUUCUUCUGAGCUGUUGGCAUAUUUUGUGUGAAAACUGUCUUGCCGAUGCCAUAAAGGGGAAGAAGUCUAGAGAAACCUUCCAGUGCUUUGUGUGCAGUAAAGAUGUCCCUGUGCCUUGGGAGGGCGUGGCUGAAUUUCCAGUACCUUUGUUCCUACAGUGUGAGCCCGUACCCUCCACCACAGAUGUCCCAUGUAGUCAGCAUUAUGAAGAGAAGGUGACCAUGUACUGUAAGAAGUGUGACACAGCAAUAUGUCAUGUGUGUGUGGUGACAGAGGACUGUCACAAAGACCACCCCUGUGUCAGUGUUAGGACAUCGUUUGAUGACUUAGACAGUAAGAAGAGACAUCUCGGUAAUCAAGUUCAGAAACUGAGAGUAAAAAUCAAAGAGAAAAAUGAUACCAUUACUGAGCUUGACCGCCAGGAGAAAGAACUUACAGAAGAAGAGGAUGAGGCAGAAAGACAAAUUGAGAUUCAUUCCCAGCAACUUAUUGAUUUCAUUAAACGAGAGAAGGAAAAAAUGAAGCAUCAACUUCGUGCCAAAGUUACAGUAGAACAGCACUUUCUUAAAAAGAAACGCCGUGAUGUGAUCAACUCAAGAAAUGGAAUGGAAAUGAUAGCAGAACUGGCUGUUCACUUGAUGGAAAAUGCAACACCCAAGGAAAUGAUGAUGCACCAGAAGUCUCUCUCUUCUACUAUGGCUAAACAUGAAGCAGAGACAAAGGAUACCAUUUCCAAGAAAGAUAAAGUUGAAUAUGUCCCUCACAGUGAUUCAAAGGUCAAGAACACAAUUGGAAAAAUGUCUGGGGGAACAUUGAGUUUAGAUGGACUGAAACUAGUAGCAGAGUUUAGUGCCAAAGCUGCAGUAGAUAAGUACACUCCAGACAUAGUGGCUCUGGCAGUUGACAAUGCCAUGAAUAUAGUUGUACCAGAUAGGAACAACAAUAACCUGAAACUAUUUGACAGAAGUGGUAGAUUGGUGUCAGUGUGGUCAGGUGAUGGUGAACAUCAGUUAAGUAGUCCUACAGGUGUGUGUUGUACCAGUGAUGGAAAUAUAGCAAUAUGUAGCUGGGGCUAUUGGAAAAUAUUGUUCUUAGAUUCCCAGCAGAAGUUUAAGAUAACUAGAGUCAUCUCAGGUUUUAGCUGUACAGGUGCUGUCUUUUCAAACGACCAUCUUGUGUGUGCAGCAGGUGAUGGUAGUUCAGCUUGUGUGGUGAUAUUUAACACACAUGAUGGUAGUGUAGUGAGACAGAUAAGGAAAGACAAAGAUGGCAGAGAGCUUUUUAGGCAUCCUUCUGGGAUAGCCUUGACCAAGCAGGGUAAUCUGGUGGUGACAGAUAUUGGAAAGAACUGUGUCUAUGUACUGACCAUGGAAGGGGAAGUAUUACACAGGUAUGGUAGGAAAGGGUCAGCUUCAGAGGGGGAUGACUGUUUAGAUCACCCAUAUGGUGUGUGUGUUGACCAGUUUGGUCAUAUACUGGUCACUGACAGUGGCAAUGACCGUAUCCACAUGCUGUCCCCAAAGGCUGAGUUUAUAUGUCAUUUGGUCACUGAGGGGGAUGGUCUGGUAAGACCCCAGGGUAUUGCUUUAGACCAGGAUGGACAUCUUAUUGUGUCAGAGGAAGUGACUGGGAAAAUUAAAGUUUUUGAUUACCUAAUUUAAGACAGGUUAUGAAUAGACAUGAGG
Messenger RNA from Lingula anatina, 1776 nucleotides. RefSeq lists its product as uncharacterized. Gene Ontology annotation, biological process: protein polyubiquitination; proteasome-mediated ubiquitin-dependent protein catabolic process. Gene Ontology annotation, molecular function: protein binding; zinc ion binding; ubiquitin protein ligase activity. The record is from RefSeq and is a predicted model, not a curated record. Lineage: Eukaryota; Metazoa; Brachiopoda; Lingulata; Lingulida; Lingulidae.